CUCCGAUCCGGUUUCACAUGCUACAAAUAUCCUUCAGGGGUCGUUAUACUACAGAGGCAUUGGCCAAUAAUCACAGGCUGAAGCUGAAGUGUCACUUUCCAGAGGCCAAGAGAAGGACUUUGCUGCAGCCAUGAGUCAAGUCUUGGACAUUGAAAGCUGUGAUCUGAACAUUAAGAGCAACAGCAGCAGCCAUCACACGGAGCUGUAUGGAGAGGAGCGUUUGAUUGUCAGGAGGGGACAGCCCUUCGUCAUCACUUUACAUCUGAAACCUGGCAGCAAGGACUUCAGACUGAGUGACACAAGCUUCUCACUCAUCGUUGAAACAGGUCCGUUGCCCAGGAAAGAAUCAGACACCAAGGUCACGUUAAAUCUCGGUGACUCCACAGUGGAUGAUGAAUGGAGCAUGUCUGCUAUAAAAGAUCCCUCUGGAAACACAGUGUCUGUGUCCAUCAAUUCCUCCCCCAACAGUCCCAUAGGAGUUCACUCUCUGACUCUGGACCAGCAAGGACAGAGGACAAGUUUAGGACAGUUCACUCUGCUUUUUAACGCCUGGUGCUCCAGAGACGCUGUUUACAUGCGCAGUCAGACAAAGAAGCAGGAGUAUGUCUUAGCGCAGCAGGGACAGAUCUACAGGGGAACGCAUAAACGCAUCAAAGGGUUACCCUGGAACUUCGGACAGUUUGAAGCAGGAAUACUGGAUAUCUGUCUGAAGAUCCUGGAUGAAAACCCCAAAUUUGUGUCUGACGCUGACAAGGACGUCUCUGCCAGGAGAAAUCCCAUUUAUGUGACCAGGGUGCUGAGUGCCAUGAUCAACAGUAAUGAUGACAGGGGGGUGCUGGUGGGAAAUUGGGGAGAGAUUACAAAUGGAGUCCAUCCAGGAACGUGGAUCGGCAGCGGGGACAUUUUGAAACAGUGGGCUGAAAGUGGCCCUGUGCGCUACGGCCAGUGUUGGGUCUUCGCUGCUGUGGCGUGCACAGUGUCUCGAGCCCUGGGCAUCCCAUGUCGAGUGGUCACUAACUUUGGAUCCGCUCACGAUUCGGACGCCAACCUGCUCAUAGAAAACCUGUAUGAUGAAAAUGGAGAAAGAAUUUCUGAAGGGGAUUCGAUAUGGAACUUCCAUGUUUGGGUGGACAGCUGGAUGACUCGUCCAGACUUGGACUCGAAGUAUGAUGGGUGGCAAACCAGCGACCCCACUCCACAGGAAACAAGUGGAGGUGUUUUCUGUUGCGGACCGGCCUCAGUGAAAGCCAUCAAGGAAGGACAGCUGACCAAUAAGUAUGAUGCUCCCUUUAUUUUUGCUGAGGUCAAUGCAGAUGUUGUGGACCUGGUGCGUCUGUCAAAUGGUGAGAUAGUGAAGUUCAGCGGCUCCACUAAGAGUGUGGGUCGCUUCAUCAGCACCAAAGCUGUGGGCUCAGAUGACAGAAAAGACAUCACAUACCAUUACAAGUAUCCAGAAGGCUCAAAGGAGGAAAGGCAGGUGUAUGAGAAAGCCCAGCACCACAACAAGCUACAGCAGCGAGGAGAAGAGCCGGGCCUCCACCUCAAGAUCAAGCUCUCUGACAACAUGAUCGUGGGCUCAGACUUUGAGGUGCACGCUGUCAUCACUAACAACCACAUGGAGGCCAGAACCUGCACCGUCCUGUUCUUCGCCAAAGCCGGUGGUUACAAUGGGAAACUGGGAGAGAGCUGUGGGUUCACUUCAGACAAAGUGGAGGUGCCGUCCGGAGAAGUUAGGCGCCUGCCCCUCAAACUGGAGUACGACAUUUAUGGAUCGGUGAUCACCUCAGACAGGCUGAUCCAGCUGACUGCCAUCACCAUCGACAAACAGACCAUCGACUACAACAAGACUGAGAAGACCAUCGUCCUCGAUGAGCCAGAAAUAGACAUCAAGCUGGUGGGAGAAGCCACGGUGAAGCAGCCGAUGAUGGCCGAACUCACCUUGUUGAACCCUUUGCCUGAGCCACUGCAGGACUGCAGCUUCACCGUGGAGGGGGUCGGCCUCACCCACGGAAAACCCAUAACAGAAAAGAUUGGAGCUGUUGGCCGGAAAGAGGCGGCCAAAGCCAGAGUGGAGUUCAGUCCCACCAGCGUUGGCCCCAGUGUGCUACUGGUGAACUUCGACAGCGACAAACUGAAGAACAUCAAGAGCUUCAUCAAUGUUGUCGUGAAGGAGUGAGUCGGUCCAGAGUUUGACAUCAGGAAGAGCUUUUGUUUAUUAAUUCAGGGGCCGCCAUAAAGCUUCGUUUAAAAAAAAUUCACAUAACAUUUGAAUCCAACUGUUAUUCUAGAAUAUACUACGCUGUUGUACCAGUCAUUUUCUUUUCAGAGUAACUAAAAGCACAACAAUCACCAUCCUCUAAAUAGGUUGUACAUUGCCACUGUUGUAGGAUAGAGCUCACACAUUGAGUACAAGUUUGUUUUUAAGUUUGAUUUUGUUACAUUUGAAUGUCACAAUAAACCUUGUGUGGUUGAUUUGUUUUUUCAAGAGCGCAGCACUUUUCACCUAUUUUGCUUAUGAAAAUAAAGAUUUUGAAAAUA
Molecule: messenger RNA, 2538 nt
Organism: Pleuronectes platessa (European plaice)
Lineage: Eukaryota; Metazoa; Chordata; Actinopteri; Pleuronectiformes; Pleuronectidae
Product: protein-glutamine gamma-glutamyltransferase 2
Exons: 15
Coding region: 131-2176 (681 amino acids)
Biological process (GO): peptide cross-linking
Molecular function (GO): protein-glutamine gamma-glutamyltransferase activity
Source: RefSeq, a predicted model, not a curated record